Molecule: messenger RNA, 576 nt
Organism: Aaosphaeria arxii CBS 175.79
Lineage: Eukaryota; Fungi; Ascomycota; Dothideomycetes; Pleosporales
Product: trafficking protein-like protein particle complex subunit 3
Exons: 5
Coding region: 1-576 (191 amino acids)
Biological process (GO): intra-Golgi vesicle-mediated transport; endoplasmic reticulum to Golgi vesicle-mediated transport
Cellular component (GO): cis-Golgi network membrane; cytosol; TRAPP complex
Source: RefSeq, a predicted model, not a curated record
AUGGCGUCCACAAAAGCUGCCCGGUUGGGCGAGGAGAUCUGGAAGACGCGUGUGGACAAGGUCAGCGCUGAGCUUGUCACUUUGACCUAUGGCACCAUCGUCGCCCAAUUGUGCAAAGACUUCGAGUACGAUUACCCCGAGGUGAAUAAGCAAUUGGAUAGAAUGGGCUACAACAUCGGGAUGCGGAUGAUUGAGGAUUUCCUGGCAAAGACGAGCGUGCCGGCAUGCUCGAACUUCCGCGAGGUGGCAGAGAUGAUCUCAAAGGUCGGCUUCAAGAUAUUCCUCAACAUCACACCCACGAUCACGAACUGGUCGAGCGAUAGCAAGCAAUUCUCCCUGAUAUUCGACGAGAACCCGCUGGCGGACUUUGUAGAGUUGCCGGACGACGGUCGCGCCCAGGACGAGCUAUGGUUUUCCAACAUACUGGUCGGCGUUCUACGGGGAGCCCUUGAGAUGGUACAUAUGCAAGUGGAGGUCCACUUCAUCAGUGACAUUCUGCGAGGCAACGACACCACUGAGAUGAGGAUAUCUUUGAUUCGUUACAUCGAUGAUGAGAUGCCUCCUGACGAUGAGUGA